Molecule: messenger RNA, 1053 nt
Organism: Akanthomyces muscarius
Lineage: Eukaryota; Fungi; Ascomycota; Sordariomycetes; Hypocreales; Cordycipitaceae
Exons: 2
Coding region: 1-1053 (350 amino acids)
Source: RefSeq, a predicted model, not a curated record
AUGAUUGCUUCCGCUCUGACCCUCGCCUUGAUCCAGGCCGUGGCCGCAUCUCCUCUGAGCUGCCCUGCUCCCAGCAAGCCUGCCUGCGCAUCGCCCCAGGGCAACCUGACCGUUCGCUCGGCCGGCCUAUACCCCGAGCAGGCCGACUUUGAUCCCAAGCGUUGUGUCACUUACAUUGGUAACCUCUACAAGAGCACCGUUUCCGUGUACGACGCCGUCGAGAACCGCGUCACCAACAUCAUCACCCUCCCCGGCAUCUCCAACGUGCCCGCCUUCCACGUCUCGGGCGUGCAGGUCGACGCGCGCCACGACAAGCUGACCAUCAGCGCCAACGCCGGCGCGGCCUUUGACACGUCGGGCGACGACAUCUCCGGCACCAACAUGAUUGUGCAGUACGACCUCGCCACGGGCCAGGUCGAGUGGCAGCAGAACCUGACGGCCGUCUCCAAGGGCCUCUUUGGUGGCUUCCAGGACAUUGAGCACGACGCGGCCGGCAACAGCUUCGUCAUCGGCACCUUCCCCAGCAGCAUCGUCAAGAUCAGCGCCGACGGCAAGACGGCCGAGCCCUGGUUCGUCGAGCGCGGCGCCAACCAGACGGUGCACGGCUUCACGGGCAUCGCGGCCUUCAACGACGGCGCCAGCGUGCUAGUCAGCGACGGCCAGCGCGGCCAGCUCCUGCGCUUCGACACGGCCGCCGACAAGGGCGAGCCCGUCCGCGUGCCCCUCCAGGACGGCGCGGAGCCCAUCGGCGGCGACCUCGACGGCGCCUACCUGCCCGCUCUCUACAAGGACACGGUGCUCCUCGUGUCCGACAACGCCCUGGGCACCGUUGUCCUCCGGUCGCAGGACGAGUGGCAGACGGCCGAGAGAGUCGGCGUCGUCGCCAAGGAUCCUGGCUUCCCCGACGGCUUCGCCACGGCGACGGUGCAGAUUGCGGACAGAAUCUAUGGUGUCACCGAGUUUUUCAGCGACAACGCUCCCCCUAGAUCGCUCAACAGAACCGAGUUUCCUCUGUAUGACAUCACUGAUGCUGUCAACGAGCUGCUUGUCUAA